AUCGGCAGUUGUUGGAAAGGUCUGAGAAUCACACAAGGGUCCUUGACAGAUGACAAUAACAUUGACAAGAGCGCUUGACAAACAACAAGAUUAUUGUCAUUUGACAAAAACAUCAAAAUGUAUAUUAAUCGGUCUCAAGGUCUCAAGACCAGUGCACUCAAGACACUCUCCAGACUCCUCCAUUCUUCCGAUUUGCUCGCUUUUCCAAAUUUAUCGUUCGCCUGUUCAGCCUUGUUGAUAUUAUGGUAGACGCAAGCCCUAGCAAAGAUGCAUCACCCCAUGGCUACCGCCACGCUUCCUGGCAGUCUAAUAGCGACCGGGAUGAUCCUCAUUUAUGGCCAUAUUCUCAUCCCGAGAACGAAUUUCCCGCUGGAUAUUAUACUGGAACCGAUCUCGGGUUCAACCUUAUCUAUUCCCAGAUUCAAUCCAACGACCCACUCGCACCAAUAAAUCAGACCGGUUAUUAUUGUCCCAUGCCCCCAUGUCCUUCACCACCCGUACCGUCACCGUACGUGGAGGAAGAGAAACACCAGGAAGACUUACACCACAAAAACAGAGGCAACCCCGUUAACUCCGUUUUUCAAUGUAGGUGGCAUGGCUGUACAUACGCAGGGCAUUUUACUCGCACGUACGACCUGUUGCGCCACAUCCGACUCAUCCAUCUGAACCCGCGACAAUACAGCUGUCCAAUCAAUGCGCAUUGCAAACGUUUUAGCCGAAAGGAUAAUCUCGUCUCGCAUAUGCGAAGAAUCCAUGGCCAAAAUCUAUAGAUUGGGCAUGAUCUAUCUAUCAUAGACAGUAUACAUUCGGUGCAUACCAAAUAGUUCAAGUUGUAUAAUUGAUGUUUUAGUAAUAGGACAUAUGUAAUGUUUGUCGGGAAUAUUAAUAACUGUUUGGUCC
This is a messenger RNA of Talaromyces proteolyticus, 900 nucleotides long. RefSeq lists its product as uncharacterized. NCBI's taxonomy places the organism in Eukaryota, Fungi, Ascomycota, Eurotiomycetes, Eurotiales, Trichocomaceae. The transcript is spliced from 2 exons. The record is from RefSeq and is a predicted model, not a curated record. Gene Ontology annotation, molecular function: RNA polymerase II cis-regulatory region sequence-specific DNA binding; DNA-binding transcription factor activity, RNA polymerase II-specific. Gene Ontology annotation, cellular component: nucleus. Gene Ontology annotation, biological process: regulation of transcription by RNA polymerase II. The coding region runs from base 243 to 770 and encodes 175 amino acids.